AUGGCCACGGCGACGCAGCCUCUGCGCGCGUGCCCGUGGCGCGUCGUCCCACGGGCAUGUAGCCGGGCCAAGGGCACGUGCGCCGCCGCCGCCGCUCCCCCUUUGGCACGUUCCAUCACCCCCACGUCUUCCGCCGCUGCCUCGUCCUCAUCGCCCUCCUCCGCCUCCUCCGCCUCCUCCAUGCCCGCCCACGCGCAGCGCCGCUUCCCCGCCUGGUUCGUCCGCGGCGGCACCUCCAACGGGCUCGUCAUCCGCCGCGACGCCCUGCCCGCCGAGCAGCGCCUCUGGCCGUCCGUCCUCGCCCCGGCCAUGGGCGCCCCGGACCCGCUCUUCGCCCGCCAGCUCGACGGCAUGGGCUCCGGCCUGUCCUCCACCUCCAAGGUCGUGGUGCUGUCGCCGCCCUCGCAGCGGCGGCCCGGCGGCGUCCACGUCGACUACACCUUUGUCCAGGUCGGCAUCCGCGACGGCGCCCUCGACCUCGCCGGCAACUGCGGCAACAUGUCUUCCGUCGUCGGCCCCGCCGCCUGGGACCUGGGCUUCGUCCCCGAGGGGGUCGCCGCCGCGGCCGGCCUCGUCGAGCGCGACGACCACGGCGACGCGUGGGCCUCGGUGCGCAUGUUCAACACGAAUACCGCCAAGGUCAUCGUCUCGCGCUUCAGAGUCGCCGGCCGGCCGCUCGCCUACUGUCCGGACGGGGACUACGCCAUGGACGGCGUGCCCGGCACGCACUCGCUCAUCACCCUGGGCUUCGAGGACCCCGCCGGCGCCAAGACGGGCAGGGCUCUGCCCACGGGCUCGCCCACCGACGAGCUGCGCCUGCCCGACGGGGCCCGCGUCACGGCGUCGCUCGUCGACGUCGGCAACCCGGGCGUCUUCGUCUCCACGCGCGACCCCGGGCUGGGGCUGGGGCUGGGCGCUCUCGCGCAGGCCAGCGCCCUGACGCCCGCCGCCGUCGAGGCCGACGCGCAGCUCAGGGACCGCCUGGAGCAGGUCCGCCGCGCGGGCGCCUCGCGCAUGGGGCUGGACCCCGACACCGAAAGCGUGCCCAAGAUCGUGCUGCUGUUCCCCCGCGCCGAGACCCCCCCGGGGAUGGACCUGCGCUGCCUCGCCAUGUCCAUGGGCCAGGCCCACAAGGCCAUGCCGCUGACCCUAGCCCUGUGCCUCGGCGCGUCCGCCCGCAUGCCCGGCACCCUGGCGGCCGGCCUGCUCGCCGAGGCGGGCAAGGACGUGGCCACCACGGCCGGGCAGGCGGAUGUGACGCUCACGCUGGGACACCCAAGCGGCAAGCUGGAUGUCGGGACGGUGAUGCGCGACGGCAGGAUAGAAUCGGCAAAGCUGCUGCGGACGGCGAGGGUCCUGAUGAAGGGGCAUGUGUACUACUAGACUCGCCUUCUUUGCCG
Messenger RNA from Purpureocillium takamizusanense, 1400 nucleotides. RefSeq lists its product as uncharacterized. NCBI's taxonomy places the organism in Eukaryota, Fungi, Ascomycota, Sordariomycetes, Hypocreales, Ophiocordycipitaceae. The transcript has a single exon. The record is from RefSeq and is a predicted model, not a curated record. The coding region runs from base 1 to 1383 and encodes 460 amino acids.